Photinus pyralis (common eastern firefly) is the source of this 3369-nucleotide messenger RNA. Its product is annotated as tyrosine-protein phosphatase vhp-1. Lineage: Eukaryota; Metazoa; Arthropoda; Insecta; Coleoptera; Lampyridae. The record is from RefSeq and is a predicted model, not a curated record. Gene Ontology annotation, biological process: protein dephosphorylation. Gene Ontology annotation, molecular function: protein tyrosine/serine/threonine phosphatase activity. Gene Ontology annotation, cellular component: cytosol. Bases 6 to 1061 code for a protein of 351 amino acids. The transcript is spliced from 7 exons.
AAAACAUGUCAGUUCGCUUUCUACUGUCAAAAUUACAUUGUGACAAAAUCGAGAAAAAGAUUACAAAACCCGUCCUCGUGCUGUUACACAAAAGUAAGAUGGUCGCUUUUAUAUGCGAUGGAAGUUCGAUUUUACGAUACGAAAUGGAGAAUAGGGAAAUGUUUAAGUUUGGCGCCUCUCAGGUAUUACCGGGCCUGUACGUGGGUAAUUACAGGGAUUCAAAAGAUGCCGCUCAGUUAGCAAAGUACAAAAUAAGCCACAUCGUAGCCAUCCACGACACCGCUCGCCGUUUACAUUUGGAUAAGCAUUACCUCUGCGUUAUGGCUUCAGAUUCGCCCGACCAGAACUUGUCGCAAUACUUCUCUUUGUGCAACGACUUCAUUCACGCUGCUCGAUUACGAGAUGGAAACGUCCUCAUCCACUGCCUCGCCGGAAUGUCACGUAGCGUAACGGUGGCCGUAGCUUACAUAAUGUCCGCAACAAAUUUGUCAUGGAAAGAAGCUUUGAAAGUUGUACGUGCAGGUCGCGCUGUGGCCAAUCCCAAUUUGGGCUUUCAAAAACAACUUGAGGAAUUCGAAGGGACGCGAAUUGUUGAGGAAAGGCGUCGCCUAAAAGAGCGGUACCCAAGUUUGGCGCUCGUGAAGCAAGACGUGGAGCAGUGCGCCCUAAUGCUCGACAACUACGAGCAGCUAUUGCAGUCUCGCAACAUCUGCGAAGGACGAUGCGCAAUGGGCGAGGAGUGUCCGACGGGCGUCUGCAGAACUGCGCCGACAAGACGCUCAAGGCGGCGCAGUGGCAGGUCGCAAACGACGGAGGGCGUAACUAGAAGUCCGAGUACAACAAGCAUACGACCAAGGUCUGGUCCCGCAGGUCUAAGAAGUUAUACAGGUUCAGCUCCACCAUCUCGCUCCGCUUCGAGGGUUGACAUAUCAAAAGCAGGCCCUAGCGAGUCCCUAACUGCUCCAGUCACUCCAAUGAACAGCCCUCCAGUAUCUCCUAAGCAUCGAGGAACGAUACACGUUUCGGCGCCAGUCACAGUUAAAGAAGUCCGGGGAUCAUAGCCUAUGGUAUUUGUUUGUGCAUCGAGAGAGAUGCGUUUUAAAGAAGUUCUAAGGUAACAUUGUCCAUUAAAUUUUAAAAUUCACCCGGAUUGUAUACUGCCUACGGUGGUGGGUGUUACAAAUACGCUGCUAGAACCGAGAGAAGUGGGGGUGAACUUCAAAGCCAUAUCUUUUUGGUCUUGCGUACUUAUUGUACAAACUGCUCAGAUUAAAGAAAAAGAUAUGAUUUUGUAGCCACCUAUCAAGAUUGUGCAUUCAGAUUGAUAUAAAUCCAUCCAUUUAAUCCAAAUUUGUGUAUAAUAUCUUUUGUAAGGAUCACGAUUUUGUGCACACUCUAUUCGUGAAUGGAUUCUGAAUCCACUGUUUGCUGCAGAUAGUGUUAGCGUUUCUCCAUGCAAAAAUGAUUACAGUAUCAGCAUACAUAACAUUAAAAUUCAGCCUGGCAAGGGAUACAACACUAGAGCGUCUGAUAGUUCUUUCAAAUAGCAGGGUAUAGUCCAGGGUUAUGCGAUUAUUAUCAAAAUUAACUGUGUAGAACAUUAGAAUAUUUCGAAUAUUGUUACGUAUAAUAUUCUCUAUCUGACUAACAUAUCUGGAAUAUAAAUCUUAUACCUACAUAUUGAAUACAAGGUUCUAUUAAACUGAGGCAAUCAGUAAUAUCAUGAAAGAUCGAGAUCAUGUAUACGACUACUAGAAGAUAUUUCGCAUAAUUUUGGAAUGAUAUAUUCCUGUGUUUUGCACGAUUUUGCAUGCAUAGAUAUUUCCCUACGUUCUAUUAAAAAAAAAUGCGUCCACCUAUACUAGUAGUUCAAAUGGGUAGUAGGUGCAAUGUACAACUAUCACCUUCAAUUCUACCGUUAGCAUUUAGUGUGGAUAUUACGGACAUGCGAUUGGAGUAGAAUUGUGCUAUUUGGAAGGGGCUUGACGUGACCACAGAAAUACUAUCACUUUGGUUUUAAAGUGUGAAACAUCGAAAACCGUGACCUUGUAUGUUAAUAUUAUUGUAAAAUCAUUUGUAGGUUUAUUUUGAAAAUUCCGCGUUCUAGUCAUUUAAAUAAAAAUAUAGACACACUGUGUCUCCCCAACAACCAAUAGUCGGUAUAUACAUUUCUUUAAACAUUUCUUGUUGCUACAAACACAUUGAAAUUGGCAAAUAUGAUACAUACUUUGUCUAGAUUAAAAAUGUGUCCAGUCUAAACUAAUUAAUAACAAAGAUAUAUGAAUCAUUAAACAUUCAAUAUAAAUUACUAUAUCAUUGAUAGCUACGGGAAAAAGAAGAAAAAAACAUUUUUUUAGUAUUAGGUUUUUUGUAGAAUGCCCUGUAUAUUUUUACAUAUUUUGAAAAAUAAUUAAUAAUUAAUAACUAGUAAUUAAUUAUUAAUAAUUAAUAAUGAAGGAUUUGAUUGAACAUACCGCCCAUUCAGUGGUUUGUUGAGGACGCAGAAGAAAAGUUGCUACCUACAAAAUCCAGUAAGCCUAUUGCAAAGAAUAUGAAAAGUAGUGGCGUGGAUAAAUAGGAAGCAUCGUUUAAACAAAGUCUUAAAUGCAUCGUUAAUGCUGGCAUAUAUGAAGGAAAUGUCAAAGGUAUCUAAAUCUUCUACCCGUUGGUGCAUUAAUUCAAAACUUCAAACAAUGCUGCAAUUAAAAAAUGGAAUUGACCCGCGUUUGUGAGAGCUUCAAUCAAAGGAUAGGUACAAGCCAAAGAAAUCUUUGGCAUUUACAGAAAGCUACCUAAGAUGACUACUUCAAGAGCGUUGCAAACGUUACCAUUUAGAAGUGCUUCAAAUCUGGUUCAACUGGUUUGGGAGGUUUUCUUGAAGAUCCUUGAGAGAUUGAAGAUGAUAAUACAAAAUCAAAAAGCCGUGGAAGGCGAAAAUGUCUCAGAAGUCGAGAAAGGCAAGGGAGACAAGGAUCGCGGAAAAGUUGGUGCGAACGACUGAAGAAGGCAUAAAUGCAAGAGCUGCCGAAGAAUGCGAAAACUGAAGAAUCCAGAGGCGAUGGGUAUCCAAAGCAAUCGAAUAAAAUAAAGAAACUGAGACUCCGAAAAAAUGGUUACCAAAGAAGCCAACGAAGCAAUGCAAUAGAAGUAUGAGAAUUGCAACGAGGGUUUUUAAAUUUAGAUAUAAUUUUGUUUUCGAUUGUAGUGGGGAUGGACUUUGCGGAAAUUUGUUUAUUAUUAUUAGCUUUGAGAUCUUUGGGUACCCAUUUUUCCUUCUAUAAGUCGAAAUGGGGUGCAAUGAUAAUCCACGUUUUAGAAGUUAAAACCUUCUUCAUAAAAUACAAUUUAUUAAAAAAAUUUGAUGUUGAA